This is a messenger RNA of Xenopus laevis (African clawed frog), 1058 nucleotides long. RefSeq names its product CCR4-NOT transcription complex subunit 7 S homeolog (gene cnot7.S). The record is from RefSeq and is marked provisional. NCBI's taxonomy places the organism in Eukaryota, Metazoa, Chordata, Amphibia, Anura, Pipidae. Gene Ontology annotation, cellular component: nucleus; cytoplasm; CCR4-NOT complex. Gene Ontology annotation, molecular function: poly(A)-specific ribonuclease activity; nucleic acid binding.
CGGUAAUCGGCUAUGCGAGUUGUGGGAGCGAGGCUGUGAGGAGGAACUGAAAGACUCAGUGACAGACCGCCGGCGCCCAGAGUUACCUUAGAUUUACCUGCGGAUUUCGGCCUCGGCCCACCACCUAUGAAACCCUUAAAUAGCUAAUUGCGAAAUUUUGAUGCCUGCCUCUGAGUCCCUCCCCCAGACCCACUAUGCCAGCCGCAACAGUGGACCACAGCCAGCGAAUUUGCGAAGUCUGGGCUUGCAACCUGGAUGAUCAGAUGAAAAGAAUCCGACAAGUUAUACGCAAGUAUAAUUACGUUGCAAUGGACACAGAGUUUCCAGGGGUUGUGGCGAGACCAAUAGGAGAAUUCCGAAGCAAUGCUGACUAUCAAUACCAGCUUCUACGAUGUAACGUUGACCUGUUAAAGAUCAUACAGUUAGGGCUGACAUUUAUGAAUGAACAAGGAGAAUACCCACCAGGAACCUCCACGUGGCAAUUUAAUUUUAAAUUUAAUUUAACGGAAGACAUGUACGCCCAAGAUUCCAUAGAGCUGCUCACAUCCUCUGGGAUCCAGUUUAAAAAGCACGAGGAGGAAGGCAUUGAAACCCAGUACUUUGCAGAGUUAUUUAUGACGUCUGGGGUAGUACUUUGUGAAGGAGUAAAAUGGCUUUCCUUUCACAGUGGCUAUGACUUUGGCUACCUAAUAAAAAUUCUGACAAAUUCAAACUUGCCUGAGGUAGAACAAGACUUUUUUGAAAUCCUGCGUCUGUUUUUCCCUGUGAUAUACGAUGUCAAAUACCUGAUGAAAAGCUGCAAAAAUCUCAAGGGUGGACUGCAGGAAGUGGCCGAGCAGCUGGAACUUGAGCGGAUUGGCCCUCAGCAUCAGGCAGGAUCUGACUCCUUACUUACAGGGAUGGCAUUCUUCAAAAUGAGAGAAAUGUUCUUCGAAGAUCACAUAGAUGAUGCAAAAUACUGCGGCCAUUUAUACGGCUUGGGCUCGGGGUCUUCUUACGUACAGAACGGUACAGGCAACGCAUAUGAAGAGGAAGCCAAUAAACAAUCUUGACACCAA